This is a messenger RNA of Colias croceus (clouded yellow), 5368 nucleotides long. RefSeq lists its product as uncharacterized. The transcript is spliced from 6 exons. Gene Ontology annotation, molecular function: protein binding. Bases 394 to 3573 code for a protein of 1059 amino acids. NCBI's taxonomy places the organism in Eukaryota, Metazoa, Arthropoda, Insecta, Lepidoptera, Pieridae. The record is from RefSeq and is a predicted model, not a curated record.
UCCGUCAGUCGCGCCGCGCGCACCGAAGUCGCCGCUCUUCGCUAUACCGGUCCGUAGUCGAUAGCCAAAGUCGAUCGUCAGCAUUGCGUCCGCACCCGCCCUUAUCAAAACAUUCCCGCAUUGAGAUCGAUCUGCACGUCUCUACGCUAUUUGUGAUAACGCGUGCCGAUUCCCAGUGACGUCAUGACUACAAUGUAUUGUUUAUAGUGUUGUGUCUUACUGCUCGUGCACGGUAGUUACUGGAUUGUUGUUUAUUUGUUUUGUUUCAUUGAUAAGAAGCUAAAAUAUCAAGCGUCGCCUGCGCACGCCGCCGUCCGUCUGCUCCAUGAGCAUUCUUGGCAUGAGAGUAAGUAGUGCGUGCGGUGUGACGCGAUGGUUGCGUGAUCGGUCAUCAUGCGCCUCUUCCGUGGGCCGAAGCGCAGGGAAGUGACCGAGCCGCAGGCUGCCGCGACACCGUCUCCACGCCGAGACGUCGCCGCCGGGCCAGCCCCGCACGAUUUCACGCUCGUCACCGCACUCCCAGCCAUGGUCAUGGAGGAAGACGUGAAAGAGAUGAAAAAAGUUUUCGCAACGUGGGGUCGCCGUAUGGGAAAGAAACUAGAUAUGUUGAAAAAAGAGCCCAAAGAGGCAGAUGACAAUUCCUCUACAAAUGGGGAGUCAUCAGUGAUAACUGGGCAGUAUAAGAAAAAACAAAAUUGGAAAAUGGGUCGUAGUACUUCAGAUUCGGCAUCAUUAAAGAAAGAUAGUGAUACAGAAUCAAUAAGAAGUGGUUCAAGAGAUAGAUCGCCGAGUCCUUUUAAGUCUUUCUUCCAUAGAAUGGGUUCAACGGGUAUGUUAAACGCAUCAAAAACGCAAUCACUUAAUACACCUAAAACACCAGUCAAUUAUACAAAUGGACCAUCUUUAUAUCGGAGCUGUUCUACAUCUCAUUUGUCAACCUAUAUAAAAGCUGACGAUCCUUCAGAUGAUAUAGAUCUGCAAAAUACUAACAAUGAGAACAAAAACUCUCCAACUAAACAGAAAAAUAAUUUACUUUCGGAAGAAAAAUUUGCUAACUCCUCUGCUAAAGCUAUAAGUUGUGAUAAUAUACCUAAAUUAGAUGGUCAUCAAAAUAAUACUUCUAACAAAAAACCAAACUUUCCCUAUGCCUUUUUAAGGUCAAAGUUGUCUGUUUUGCCAGAAGAGAAUAGCAUUGCAUCUCAACAUAGAUCUAUUUCUAUGAGACAAAGCUUCUCGGAAAGAAUAGAUAGAAAAUCUCCAAAAUUUAGAAAAGAAAGAAUGUAUUUAAAUAAUUCACGAUCAGAAGAGAGGUACAGAAGCAGUGAUAACAUUUCCGUCCAUGAAAACAGCGUUUAUAACAAUAAUAAUUCUUCUCCGAGAAACGACCUUGAUUCAUCAAGAAAUUCUAUUCGAAGUAUAAACGAAUGCGAAGGAACACCUUACCCUUAUCGACGAAUAGAGGAUGUUCCAAGAAGAUCUUCUAUGAUUUCACAUCGACCACCGAUAGAUUAUGACCCGAUGCUAAUUCCACGAAAUAGAAAUAGUCUUCCUGUUUAUGAAUACAAUUCUAUUCUUGGUUCUGCUCAAGAGUUGGCCUCAUCGACUCAAAGUAUACAUCGCGAAAUUCUACAAGCCCACCGACUAAGUAAUUAUAUCAGUUCAAAUGAAUCUGGAUAUGACAGUGAUGGACGGCCGACUGAUGAAUAUAGUAAUCACUCUCCCCCAGGAUAUUCGAAUCAUUUAUCCAAUGGAUGUGGGACUAUUAACAGGGAUGGUAAUUAUGGAAAUUUUUCCAGACAAUUAAGUCUCAACCAUAAAAUAAAUGUAAGCAGAGUUCAAGUGCCUGCUAGAAGAAGUUCAACACCUUGUGCUCUUUUCCCCAUUGAUAAAAGUCAUUCUUAUGAAUUUGAAACUGACGGUGAAGCAACUACUAAAUAUACGAAGAAUAUUUCAAAUCAACAAAUAACCAUUGACUAUAGUGAUGCUAAACCUCCUCCUUUACCAAAAAAGAAUGUCUCUAAAAAGAUGCCCUUCGUUUAUAAAACGAUAACUUUAGAUGAACGAGUCCAAACAAGAAAAAUUAACUUUUUACAAUCGCAAUUAGUCUCCUUCGAACAUUCAUCAACUCCAAAUUUAUGUGAAAAUAAUUCCUCAGAUAAUGAGUCUGAGAUUAACAGAAUUUUAGAGAAGGACAUACUCGGUAGAGGUCCGUGUACAAAACGUUUUAGAAAAAUAAGGCUUAUCAAAACACGAUUAGACGAAAGCUUGGGAGUAUACCUAGCCCAACAUAGAGUGGACUUUGAUAAAAGUGGCUCAAAUUUCGAAAUCCGCUACAUCGUAGUUAAACUUGAUUUUGAUGGUAUAGCCCAUAGAGAUGGUCGACUUCGAAUAGGAGAUGAAAUAGUUAGUGUAAAUAAUAAAGUACUAAGAGGCUUGUCAUCUCUGAAGGAAGUUCAACAUAUUGUUAAUUCCUGUUCAACGGAAGCUGCUCAUGAAGAAGGGGCACUAUUUCAAAGAUAUCAAGUUGAUUUGGUGAUGGCCCACGAUGAGAUUAAUCCAAUCACAUUGAGUCGCAUCAUUAACAAUCAUCCAAAUGAAAAUCCUUCGUUCCAAAAUAAUGCCGCUAAUGUUCCACCUGACAUAAUUUCACAAACAAUACACAAACCGACACCUUCCAAUCAAAUUACUAUUGAAACUCAUUUUCCAAGUGAAAAUAAAUUUUACGUCCAUAAUGGUUUGGAUAACAGACAAUCGCAACAUUAUGAAAAUGAAUCCAAACAAAAAUGUGAAGUUCAAGUUAAUAAUAGGCAAUCGUUAUCAAAUCAAAAAAGUGACGAUGAAAAAUUACUAGAACGAAAUUGUUUUACGCCUUUGCACCCAUCUUUACAAAACAUAACAAAUAUUGAAGUAUCUAUGCGUUCAUCGCCAAGUCCCAGAAAUAAUCCAAACUAUCGACCUAUAUCUCUUCAUAGUACGAAGCCACAACCAGUGACAACAUGUAACGAAAACGAAUCAAAUGAAAUAAAGGAAAAUUCAUCUCACUAUAUAAAAAAUGUACCAAGACUGUAUCAAAAUAGAUCCUUCGAAAGCAUACCAGAACAACUCAGAAGUAGCAGCCGCAGUCGAUAUUUUAGCAGAGUGGGAUCGCAACGAUGUUCUCCUAAUUAUGGUAAUCAUGUAUCCCGUCAGCAAGAAUAUAAACCUGUCAUUCAUCAAGACACUCCACAAUAUUCAAAUAAUACAGUACACAAAGUAGAGUUUUGGAAAGGUCCUGGCCAUAAAAGCCUCGGAUUUAGUAUCGUCGGAGGGACUGAUUCACCAAAGGGCCAAAUGGGUAUUUUUGUCAAAACCGUUUUCCCUAACGGACAAGCUGCUGAUAAAGGAACCGUGUAUGAAGGCGAUGAAAUAUUAUCAGUAAACAACGUGGCAACACGGGGUUUAAGUCACGCCGGAGCAAUAACACUUUUUAAACAAGUUAAAGAAGGAAAAAUUGAACUGACGCUUUCACGAAGAAGAGCUCCUAGGUCAAGAUCUGUUGAGCCUCUUGGGAUAUUUCGGGGCGAUACUAAAUGAUUCGAUGUUCAAGAAACCGACACCUCCAAAGAAACUUACUGUUAUUAAGUGCAAUAAUAUUCAUUUUAUCGUUAAGCCAAAGGCGUCACAUUAAUUUAAAUUAGUUAUUACGUAAAUUUCCUGAGUAAAAUAGAAAUAGUCUGUCAUAAAUAUUGUUACUAUCCGGUUUUUCUUGUUAUUAGGAAGUUAGUGGACUUCAAUUAUAAACAGAUCAUAAUUUAAUUUAAUAUUGAUAUGUUAUUAUACCUUAAGUAUUUUCAGUGACAUUGGACGGCUAUUUCUAUAAUACCGGGCUAUGUUCGUUACAUGUUAUAAAGUACGUAGUACUACGCUAUUCUUAUUCGUUGCUGCAACGACUAGCUUCAUUAUGAUGUUAUGUUUUGUAGAUACUUUUAAGUAUUUAGUAGUUAUAUCCUUCAUUUAUACAAUGAACUAUAACAUGCUUUACUCAUACUAUGAUCAUGCAUUAAAAUAUAUUAAGCUUUAGUAUUAACAUUAGCCUUAUAAACUGUGAAUAGAAGACUGUAUGUAAUAUUUAUGUCUAAGAAACAUUAUAUAAUCCAAGUAGUAAAAAGUUCUUCUCAGAUUAAUAAUGUAUAUCAAUAGAAUUGCUAGAUCUCGAUAUUUCCAUUUUGUGUAUAUUUUUCUUAAUAUUAUUUUGAAGAAUCGAUCAUUUUACACUUAGGCCUCAUUUUACACAUAUUAUAGACUGAUUAAUAAAAUUUGCUAAUGUUUGUACCUACAAAUACUGCCAAAGUUUUAGUCAUAAUGUGAGUAAUAUUUAAAUCCUUAUUCUGUAAGAAAAAAAUCACCAUACAGGUUAAAAAUGCUACGUCUACUUAGCUCUUAAUCUUUCGUAGUAGUUAUUUUUAACAAAAAUGUAUUCAAAAAAAUCUUAGACACACAGAGCGUGAUUGUACCUAAACAUCAUUAUUAUCAAGCCAGCAAUACAAGACUGAUUUGUAAAAUUGUUCAUCGUUUUUCGAUGUGGCAGCUACAUUAUACAUAAUACAACGAUAAAAGAUUGUGUAUUAAAUUUUAUUAAUAUAUAAAUAAAUGAAACUAAAUGAAAUGACAAAACCGAAAAUUAUCUUAAAUAGCAUAGAUAAAUUAAACGAAGCAUUGCCUUGAUCGUGUCUAGUAUGAUAAACUUGUAGUAUACAGCAAAUAUUUCAAUGAAAUUUUAGUGGAUCGAGUGUCACACAGCCUCAAAUAUAUCAGUAAUUAGUAAUUUUAAUAUAGAAUUUGAACUAGUAAGAUCUAGAUUAGAUGUGAACAAAAUAAAAAAAUAGAUCGUCAAAAAUUUAAUUUCUGUAGACAUUACACGGUCUAGAAUUUUAAUACAGACGAAAAAGAAACAAACACCUACUCGAGCCACUAAAACUUACGAAACAAAUUCAGCGAAGCAGCUCCGUCCAUUGAAUUGUUAUCGUCAAUUAAUUCCAAGUCUCUAACUACUCGAAAGUUACAGAUAGUUUUGUAAAAAGCCAUUCAUUAAUCUCAGACGCUGAACAAAACCAACUCCUGGUUACUAUGAUGUCUUAAAGCAGUAUUAUUGCCAGUGUGGGAAAGUGAUGGCGCUAUACAACCUAGAUAGCUCUACCUUGUUUCCACAUUGGAAUCAAUACUACUUUAAAACAUCGUUGUAUCCCUGUUGUGUGAUUCUAUAUAUAUUAUAUUGUAAAGUAUGCAAUGCAGUAUUGUUAAAGUUUAAUUAAUGGAAUUGUAAAUAAUUUAUUGCAAUACCUCUGGAUGCUUCCGUAUCUUUAAUGAAAAUAAAUAUCGUUUUAAAAUA